Molecule: messenger RNA, 523 nt
Organism: Linum tenue
Lineage: Eukaryota; Viridiplantae; Streptophyta; Magnoliopsida; Malpighiales; Linaceae
Source: the annotation of a GenBank genome assembly
CUUCUUCCUCUGGAAAAACCUUGCCGCCGCCCGCCAAGCCAAAAUCGCCGCCGCCCGCCAAGCCAAAAUCGUUAUGCCUCUCCCUCAAUCGCCGACAUCCGCUCUCUUCCUCUUUCUUCUCUUCUUCUGCGGGGGCAGGAGCUUCCUCUUUGGUGGCUUCUUCUCCUUCCACCUUGACGGUCUGCUCCGUCUCCUUUUCUUUCAAGGCCUCGGCGGCGGCGGGAGGGGCUUAUUCCUUCUCCUUCUUCUCUUUGGUCUCCUUGACCGACUGCCGGCGAUGGCCUCCGCCGCGGUGAGGAUGUGGAGCGGGUGCAGGUGGCGGGUUUGGCGGAGGACUUGGCGGCGGAAUAGGUAAGGGAGGUGGGAUGGGGGCGGUGCAUGCGGUGGGAAGGUGGGCUUGGGGGCGGUGCCGACGGUGGGAAGGGCCAAGAGGGUAGAUCCGACGAUGGGAGGUGGGCUUGGGGGCGGUGCCGAUGGUGGGAAGGGCGAAGAGUGUAGAUCUGCUUUUCUUCUUCCUCUAUUU